UCUGAUUCUUCAUUUAUUUUUUUUAUACAAGUUAAAUUGAGUCUUUAGAUUUUUGAUUUUUUUGCAUUUUAAUUUAGUUCUUAAUUUUUUCAAUUUCAACACUUAAAAAAGAGUGUUAAAUUUUUAAAUAGAUUGCUCCAUCUAAUGACAUGACAUAUUGGAUCAAUCAAUUAUGCCAUGCCAUGUUACUCUCAUUUGACAUAUUAAGUGCUUUUAAAUUUGAGUAAAUGUCUAAUAAAUCCCUGAGUCAGAGCACUAUUUGAAUUCGAUCCCUCACUUUUUGAAAGUAAGUAUUUGGUGCUUAACUUUUUCGCGAAUUUGAAAGUAAUCCUUCCGUCAUUUUUCCAUCCAUUUUUCUAACUUCCAUCUGGGUGAGUCAGCAUUUGUCCACGUAGGCGCUUACAAGUCAUAGUAAAAACGAUGCCGUUUUGAUUUUCGACCUUAAAUGUCAUCCCCAACACGUGCGGCAAGAGUAUGGGCGGCAUUUUGAAAAUUUUCAUGAAUACCGAGGAAGGAAAGAGUGAAGACGGUGGAAAACGUAAGGACUUUUCACUUCUAUUCAUCCAAAAACAAAGUCCGUGCUCAUCGUCUCCGUCCGUGGUCCCUGACGUUGUUGUGGAAAAUCUCUUCGUAUCCGUUUCGUUCGUGGUCAUUGCCAUUUUCUCCGGCAUCCUUGUGUUGAAGGGGCUUGGUCCCGCCGUAGACCAUUUGUUGCCACAUGCUGAGCAUCGAUUUUGUGUGCGUCAUCUACAUGCAAACUUCAAGUCAAACGGAUACAAAGGGAAAGCAUUCAAGGAUCAGUUGUGGGGAGCUGCAAGAGCAUCAAAUGCAUUGCUAUUUCAGCAUCACAUGAAGGUGAUAGCAAGUAUGGAUGCUGGUGCCUAUAAGUAUCUUAAUGAUGUCGACCCUGCAUCAUGGUCUAGACAUGCCUUUUCUACACAUUCGAAGAGUGAUAUGCUUCUGAACAACCUUGCGGAGACAUUCAAUUCAUGGAUCAAAGAGUCUUGGGACAAGCCGCUCUUGACGAUGCUGGAAAUGAACUGGAGACAAUUGAUGACAAGAUUCCAGCAAAAAAGAGACGGAGUCCGAGCCGCUUCUCACAAAAUAUGUCCCAAAAUUCAGAAGAAGUUAGAAAGAUCCAAGGACGAAGCAAAGAACUGUAUUUGUAGAUGGCAGAAUGAGUUGGAGUUCGAGGUUGACUACAUGUUCGACGCACGUCGAAUAGUGAAUUUGGCUCAAGGUACAUGCUCAUGUGGGAGAUGGCAACUCAAUGGUAUCCCUUGUGCACAUGCUUGUGCUGCCAUUUACAUGCACAAACAAAAGCCUGAGCAAUUUUUAGAUGGCUAUUACAUGAUGGAUAAGUACAUGCAAGCAUAUGAACCACAGGUACAUGCUAUGCCAGGGCCUGAAGAGUGGCCAGAUGUUGGUGCCUAUGAUGAAAUUUUGCCUCCAGUUGAUAGAGUUCAGCCUGGACGUCCAAGAAAAGCUAGGAGAAGGGCACCCGAUGAGCCCACUAACCCAUACAAGAUAAGCCGUAGUGGGUAUGUGGUCACAUGCGGCAACUGUGGGGGUAAGGGUCACAACUACAAGGGUUGUCAUCUACCCCUAAACCCUAACAGAAAGAUAUGGAACCCAAAGAAGAGGAAGACUGCUGAAACUUCUUCAAAUGUAUCUCAAAAUGAAGCUACGCCAUCCCAAUCUAUGCAAACCCGUGUUCGAAGGCGUAAGGGCAAGGCAAUGGCUACUCAAUGAACAUGUUGUUGUUGACUUUUUUUGUAAUGAUCUAAACAUUCGUGUCAGUUGGUAGAAUGGUUUGAUGAACAAUCUGUGUAUGGGAGGUUAUUUAGGUGAAUGUUGCUAUGUUGGAUAAACAAUGGAUAGUUUAUGUUGGUGGUAUCCACAAUAUUUUGUGAUAUUUUGUGGAUGAAGUUAGGUGAAUGUUGCUAUUUUGGACAAAUGGUCCCUGAGUUUAUGUUGGUGGUAUGAACAAUAUUUUGUGAUAUUCCAGAAGUUGUAUUUAGUGAA
Alnus glutinosa is the source of this 2025-nucleotide messenger RNA. RefSeq lists its product as uncharacterized. Gene Ontology annotation, molecular function: zinc ion binding. The transcript has 3 exons. The record is from RefSeq and is a predicted model, not a curated record. The coding region runs from base 475 to 1752 and encodes 425 amino acids. NCBI's taxonomy places the organism in Eukaryota, Viridiplantae, Streptophyta, Magnoliopsida, Fagales, Betulaceae.